This is a messenger RNA of Condylura cristata (star-nosed mole), 1917 nucleotides long. RefSeq names its product zinc finger and BTB domain containing 3 (gene ZBTB3). Gene Ontology annotation, cellular component: nucleus. Gene Ontology annotation, molecular function: protein binding; RNA polymerase II cis-regulatory region sequence-specific DNA binding; DNA-binding transcription factor activity, RNA polymerase II-specific. The transcript is spliced from 2 exons. The record is from RefSeq and is a predicted model, not a curated record. Bases 93 to 1646 code for a protein of 517 amino acids. NCBI's taxonomy places the organism in Eukaryota, Metazoa, Chordata, Mammalia, Eulipotyphla, Talpidae. Gene Ontology annotation, biological process: regulation of transcription by RNA polymerase II.
UGCUGGGCUACGACGGCUGCCCAUUAAGCAAACGCCUUGAGGGUACCACAGGUGGGGACCUUUCUAGAGUCCCUUUCCCUUCGUGGGCUGCUAUGGAUUUCCCAGAACACAGCCAGCAGCUGCUACAGAGCCUUCGAGAGCAGCGGUCCCAGGGUUUCCUUUGUGACUGCACUGUGAUGGUGGGUAGUACCCAGUUCUUGGCCCAUCGUGCGGUGCUGGCUUCCUGCAGCCCAUUCUUUCAGCUGUUCUACAAGGAGCGGGAACUAGACAAGAGGGAUCUGGUGUGUAUCCAUAAUGAGAUUGUCACAGCCCCAGCUUUCGGGCUGCUCCUGGACUUUAUGUAUGCUGGCCAGCUGGUCCUGAGGGGGGAUACCCCUGUGGAGGAUGUGCUGGCUGCUGCCAGCUACUUGCACAUGAAUGACAUUGUCAAAGUGUGUAAGCGGCGGCUGCAAGCCCGGGCCCUGGCAGAGGCGGAUAGCACCAAGAAGGAGGAGGAGAGCAACUCACAGGCUCCUGGUUUGGAGUUUUUGUCCAGCACGUCCAGGGGCCCCCAGUCUUCAAUGGCAUCUGCUGAGACAUCAAUCCACUGGGGCAAAGGUGACUGGAAAGGCCCUGCUGCUCCCUCACCUACUGUCUGUUCUCCAGAGGAGCCACCAGUGUCUGGAGGGGCUGACACUACACAGCCGGGUGUGGAGGUUGACUCAUCGCAUCUGCGGGCGCGUGCCCCACCAGUGGCUGAUGUCUCUCUUGCCAGCCCCAGUAGCUCCACAGAGACUGUUCCUGCAAACUACUUCCCUUCUGGACCCCCAGCAGUUUCAGUGGAGCCACUGGCUCCCCUCGAUGUGGGUCCUGAGGGUCUGAGGGUGGUGGAACCCAGGGCUCCUGGUGGACUGAUGCAAGGUUUCUACCCCCCAGCUUUGGCUGCAGCCCCAGUCCCAGCCCCAGCUCCAUCCCAGGCGCCAGCCCCAGUGGAAGCUGAGUUGGUCCAGGUAAAAGUAGAAGCUAUUGUGAUUUCCGACGAGGAACCUGAGUUGUCAGAGGAACAGCCCCAGGGUCCCGAGGGACUGUUCCCACCUGGCGCAGCAAUGUAUGUGGGACAGGCGUCCCAGCCGGAGACAUUUGAGGAACCAAGGGCAGUAGGACUGGAGGAGGCAGGACCUAGUGACCAUUUCCUGCCUCCUGACCCUCAUCUGCCCUACCACUUGCUACCAGGUCCAGGGCCGUAUCAUCGGGGACUGGUGACCUCACCCCUGCCUGCUCCCCCAGCCCUGCACGAACCACUUUAUUUGCCUUCUGAGUAUGAAGCUGCCCCAGGAAACUUUGGAGUUUUUACCGAAGAUGUUCCCACUUGCAAGACAUGUGGAAAGACCUUCUCAUGCUCUUACACCCUCCGGCGACAUGCCACGGUACACACGCGCGAGCGGCCCUAUGAGUGCCGCUACUGUCUGCGCAGCUACACGCAGUCAGGGGACCUAUACCGCCAUAUCCGCAAGGCUCACAAUGAGGACCUGGCCAAACGCAGCAAACCAGAUCCAGAGGCGGGCCCCCCCGGAGUGCAGCCCAUUCCUGGCUCUCCUGCAGCAGACAAACAGAGCAAUGGUGGUGGGGGGCCACCCAAAGACUUUGUACAUGGCCCCAAAAACUAAUACCCUGGGAGCAUGAACGGAUGCUGGGCCUGUUCUUGCCCUCACUAGGGGGCUUCACAGAAGGUCAGAAGCAUCUCAUUUACCCCACUGGGUGACAGAGGGAAGCUUCUGCCCAGGCUGAAGUCUCCUGCACUCUUCUUUACCCAGCCAGAUAACCAACCUUCAUGGGGCAAAGCAUCAUUCAGGUGCUGUCCAGGGGCAUGGGAAUUUUCCUGCUCUAAUCGCUACUCACUGCACAUUCUGGACCAUAAACCUAGUGAAAAUAUCUCAC